This is a messenger RNA of Sphaeramia orbicularis (orbiculate cardinalfish), 2513 nucleotides long. It is a transcript of the gene slc25a39, whose product is annotated as solute carrier family 25 member 39. The transcript is spliced from 12 exons. Gene Ontology annotation, biological process: mitochondrial transmembrane transport. The coding region runs from base 173 to 1249 and encodes 358 amino acids. Lineage: Eukaryota; Metazoa; Chordata; Actinopteri; Kurtiformes; Apogonidae. Gene Ontology annotation, cellular component: mitochondrion. The record is from RefSeq and is a predicted model, not a curated record.
GGGUCCAGUCCGAACUUGUUUACGGUCUUGGACCAUGGACAGGCCGGACGUGCUGCGGUGUUCCAGAUGGGCUUAAAGGCAGUCAUCAAAUAUCGCAUCGCGGCGGUAUUUGGACUAAAAUGAGUGCCUAUAUUUCACAAACGGAGCUAAAGUUCAAGUAGAGGUAGACGGGAUGGGGGAGCGAGUCGUCAGCAGCCCCGUGGCUGCAAUUUCUCCAGUGCAGCAAAUGCUGGCCUCUGGCACUGGAGCCCUCCUCACAUCUAUACUUGUCACGCCACUAGAUGUUGUGAAGAUCAGGCUUCAGGCUCAGCAGACCCCGUUCCAUCAAGCUUUAGCUGCUGAAUCUGCUCCAUGGGGUGGUGUCCUCCGCCCUUCCAGAUGGAAGUGUUUCUUGUAUUGUAAUGGCCUGAUGGAUCACAUCUACGUGUGUCAGAAUGGAAGCAGCUGCACCAGCUGGUACAAAACACCAACACAGUUCAGCGGGACUCUAGAUGCUUUUGUGAAAAUCACUCGCCAUGAAGGUCUCAGAUCUCUGUGGAGUGGGCUACCACCAACACUGGUUAUGGCGGUACCCGCUACUGUCAUCUACUUCACCUGCUACGACCAGCUAAGAGACUUCCUCAGAUACGGGCUGGGCUUCCAGGGCAGCCACAUCCCCCUUGUCGCAGGAGGUCUUUCUAGAUUGGGAGCGGUGACGGUCAUCAGUCCUCUGGAGCUGGUCAGGACUAAGAUGCAGUCACGUCGGCUGACAUACAGCGAGCUGCAAGUGUGUAUCCGCUCGGCUGUAGCUCAGGACGGUGUGUUGUCGCUGUGGAGGGGAUGGGGACCCACCGUCCUCAGAGAUGUUCCAUUCUCAGCUCUGUACUGGUUUAACUAUGAACUGGUUAAAGACCACCUCUGUCAACGGUAUCGAAUGCCUCAGGCCAAUUUCUCCAUGAGCUUUACUGCAGGAGCCAUCUCUGGAGCUAUUGCUGCCAUCCUGACGCUGCCUUUCGACGUAGUGAAGACACAUAGACAGAUCCAGCUCGGAGAGAUGGAUACUCUGGGAGUUCCUUUGAAGAGAACCACAUCCACGUGGCACAUAAUGAAGGAAAUACAGGCCAAGCUGGGCUACAGGGGACUAUUUGCAGGUUUCUUGCCCAGGGUGAUCAAAGUGGCUCCGGCCUGUGCCGUUAUGAUCAGCACCUACGAAUUUGGAAAGGCCUUUUUCCAGAAGAUGAACCUCGAUCAAAAGCGACUGGCGUCCUGAAGCCUGUGAUGUCAGUUGUUGGUGUUAUAGAAGAGGAUCACGUGCAGCAGCAAAUUUGGAAAAUACACAAGUCUCAUCAAACAGAAGACUGAUAGUAAUGGGAUCACCUGGAUUAGCUUUUGUAUGAGCACGAAACACAAGGAUUCACCCACAUUUCAGGGAUGCCUCUCUCACCAAGGCUGCUCAAAUGUGGACAAACUGUGACCAAACUAAGGACGCAUUUAGAUCCUUGAGCACAAACGCCCUUUGAAUGAACAGCUGUGAUACUGAGGAAUACUUAGGACCAUGAACUUCAAGUGUUAUUCCAGCAAACAUCUUAGUCGCAUCUUAUAAAAACAUUGAAGAAUGUUUAAUAUGUGCAUGGGAAUGUAACUAUACCAAAUGAUAUGGACUUCUUUAAAAGUCAAGACAGCUACACAGAGUCCACAGGUUCUAAUUACAGUGUUCCUUCAGGAAGACACCGACCGCUCACCUUCUUGUAAUGUGUGUCGUCCACAGUAAUGUUCUGAAUAUGUGAUUAAUAAGAGGCAGAACUGUCAAACUAUGCAGGACAGCAAUAUAUGGGGGAAAAAUUUUAAUACUAAAACCUCAAGACUCCUAAAAGUUGCAAGUGAAUUAGCACUAUAGCAUGACAAAUGUUCUCAUUCCUUAUUUUGUAUUGACUGAUAAACAGAUGCGAGAGAACAAGCUUGUUAACCCUGCAUUACAGCAAUACCCUGGAUUCCAAUGGCAGCAAAGCACAGCAUUUUUGACAUGCAUCUGCUAAGUAGAUGACUGAGAAUCUGUUUGGUUUUUGUUUUUUUAUGCUGGAUAGACCUGAACAUUUUUUAGCACUUUACAUUUUCAAGAUAAGUUCUAUCAAGAGUAGUCAUAAGUAAGCAGGGUUUUAAUGCUUGUUGUAUUUUAUUUCUUAUUGGAAGAAAGCCAUAAAAUACAACACACGAGGACUCUGCUCAUCACAUUAACGGCAUGUUUGAAACAAGCCUCCGUGGGAAUACUUUUUUUCAUUAUUAUUGCAUGAGGUCAGCGUUUUAUGGUAUGUUCAAAUGAAAAAUCGUUUGACCAGCAUUUCCAGACAGAGACGCUCUGGUUAUUUGUAAAGGUCCGUCAGAGAUUCUGUCUCUGUAAUAGACAGGAAAUCCAAACCUGCUGCAACACUGGAAUCUUAAAAUGAAAUAUGACUGCCUUAGCCUGUAAUGGAGAAAUAUGUUUUCAUUGUGUGUGCGUAUGUGUGUUUUUUUAAUAAAGUGUUAAAACAGCUUGA